AUGUCUUCUUCCAAGAAAAGAUUCCCUCCCUUACUACCCAGACCAUCGGCCCAAUCGACCGCCAAUGAUCUUGCCCGGCCUACAACAGAACUUCGAAAGCGUCGUCAAGCAGUGACCAUUGCAUGUAACAAUUGCAAAAAGCGAAAAACCAAGUGUGAUGGCCAUCGCCCACGAUGCGGUCCUUGUCUCCGUAAAGAUCUCGAUUGUGAAUUUGUCGAGAAGGAGGAUCCCACAUCCCGCGAAAAUGACAAACGACUGCUUUCAACGUAUCAAACUGUUUUUGAAUUGAUUCGCCAGGGAAACCACGAGGAGUCAACAAAGGUUGUACAGAGAAUCAGGGAUGCCGACAAUGUUCAAGAUGCAGCGAACUCAAUAGUGGGGGCAAAAGCUCUUAUGCAGAUGCCCGCUCCUAAUGAUGCAUCGGUCCUUGAGAAACGACCUUCACGCGACAAUUUAUCAUUCGAGGAGCUUCAUCCUAAAAGGCGCCAACUGAGAUCACCUCAGGAGGAUUCCAAUUUCAUGUUCGAGAAGCAAUACAUGACCGAUCCUCGGGACAAAUACGUCGACAGCAACAUGUUUGUUGACGUGUUGGCUCGUGAGUUGCCGUUGUCACGCUGGACUACUGUAUCCCAGGAUGAUCGACAGAUGAAUCAUUUACUGACAAUGUUUUUUACUCGGGACAAUAUUGUCGAACGGGCCAUCUAUAGGCCCAUCUUCGAAGAGGAUACUAUCGCUAUAGAUCCACACUUGGCGAAUAAUUACCCAAGAAACUUUUGCUCCGCAUUUCUCGUCAACGCUCUGCUUGCCGCUAGUUGUCUUUACACCCUGGAUCCUGCGUUCUUCAAAGAGCCCCAAGACUCGUCGACUAGAGGGAGACGAUGGGCUGACGAAGCCGAAACGCUUCUACAAAAGAUCGAGACGCCUUCCAUUCCGCUGCUUCAAGGGUUGUAUUCACUUUUUGUAUACGAAGGAGUUAUCGGUGAAGGCACCAAAUCUGUCAAUUAUUUCCUACGGGCUAUGGAUGUGUACAAGGAACUGAAUGACACUUGGACCAUGCAUCGACACGGAGGUGCAGACGAUGCACGGCUUGAUCGUGAAAGGCAUGCCAUUUCAUGGUGCUUGUGGGGGUUUUACUGUUGUGAAUGGCUUUUGGAUUCAGAAAGCUGGCUCGCAAACCCAAGAUCGAAAGAACCUGGCUUGACCAUGGUUUUCCUCUAUCCAAUCCCGACUGCGUCGGCUACUGGUGGUUUCCGUAUCCAAUAUGUUGAGUUAUCCGAGAUAGCGGAAGAGACCCUGGAUUUUAUCUACCCGGAGGAAGGGCAGCUGCCGCCUCAAGCCAACACUCGACGUGCGCUUGAAAUUUACGACAAGUAUGUCGCAUGGAAGUAUUCAUGCCCGAGCCGUAUCAGGUUUGCAGACGCUACAGUGCCGUCUGUAAUAUUAUUGCAUGUCGGCGUGGAAGUCAUGUUCACUGUCCUCCUUCGUCCAUUCUCCCACAUGUCCAAACAGAAGUUUGGAAGGUUUGAUCCCAAAGAACGAUGCUUGGCGCAUGCACACAGUAUAAUGUCAACAAUAUGGACAUUCCGAUCUUUUGCUCAUAUCCGUUUCGAGUAUUGGCUGAGUCAUGUCACUGGAACCGCUGCUUAUAUCGUGCUUCGGGACGCCGGCGACUCUCCUGUUCAGAUGGACACACUUAUACGUGCUUGUCAGUGUCUUGAGGAAAUGAAAGUAUCGUUUCCUAUUGCGAUAGAUGUCCUGGCUGGGAUUUCUGCUGCCUUUCGCCGUUUCAAGGUGCAGAUCCCUUCCUAUAUGAGUCAUUACUUUGACAAGGUACAGUAUCGAAGAGAUGGGUUACUGCACCAUGCUGUGGCUGCGUUGUUGCCUAGUGAAUCGGAGGUUGGUAGAAUUGGAAGUGGAGCCGAGGUGCAACUCCAGGAGUUGUUGGAUGAAUUUGGAGAUAUGGGAAUAGACUAG
Molecule: messenger RNA, 1974 nt
Organism: Fusarium venenatum
Lineage: Eukaryota; Fungi; Ascomycota; Sordariomycetes; Hypocreales; Nectriaceae
Source: RefSeq, a predicted model, not a curated record